UCCAGGUGCUCCUGAUCAUCAGUGGGAACCUGAGUUUCCUGAACUGGCUGACCAUGGUGCCCAGCAUCGCCUGCUUCGACGAUGCCAGCCUGGCAUUCCUGUUCAGCUCCCGGCGUGGGGCCGUGAGGGAACGGGCGGCGCGGAUGCAGCUCCGGGAGGGACAGGCAGAGAAGCUUCCCCUGGGCUGCCACGUCCGCAGAGUGGUGAACAUCUCCUUCGGCCUCCUCCUCGCCUACCUCAGCGUGCCCGUGGUCCUGAACCUGCUCAACUCCAGACAAGUCAUGAACACCUCCUUCAACCCCCUCAGGAUAGUCAACACCUACGGAGCUUUCGGGAG
Lepidothrix coronata (blue-crowned manakin) is the source of this 337-nucleotide messenger RNA. Its product is annotated as lipase maturation factor 1-like. The record is from RefSeq and is a predicted model, not a curated record. Gene Ontology annotation, cellular component: endoplasmic reticulum membrane. NCBI's taxonomy places the organism in Eukaryota, Metazoa, Chordata, Aves, Passeriformes, Pipridae. Gene Ontology annotation, biological process: protein maturation. The transcript is spliced from 3 exons. The annotation marks the transcript as partial.